AUGGCUGACUUAAAAGGAAUUGAGCACUCCAUUUGUAUGCACCGCAUUCAUAUAGAGGAGGACACAAAGCCCACUAGAGAGGUUCAGCGCCGGUUAAAUCCUAACAUGAAGGAAGUAGUAAUGAAGGAAGUGAUAAAACUGCUAUAUGCGGGAAUCAUCUACCCCAUCUCUGAUAGCAAGUGGGAUGUUCCGUUCAAUUUUGAUGAAGCUUGCAUGGAAGCUUUCAUUAAACUUCGUACUAUUCUUUCAUCAGCCCUAAUCAUGAAACCGCCCAAUUGGUCUAUCCCCUUUGAGAUCAUGUGUGAUGCAUCGGAUUAUGCAUUAGGUGCAGUUUUGGGCCAGCAUGUGGACAAGCUUCCGUAUGCCAUCUAUUAUACGAAGUUUGACAUCGAAAUCCGGGACAAAAAAGGGGCUGACAAUAUUGUCACCGAUCAUCUCUCUCGCUUACUCAUUGAAAAAUCCUCGGAAUUUGCUGCUGUCCGUGAUUCCUUUCCAGAUGAGCAACUUUUCCAGAUUUCCCUUUCAAGUCUCCCUUGGUUUGCAGAUAUUGUCAACUACCUUGUGGCAGGCAAAAUUCCCUCCAAUUGGUCCAAACAGGAAAGAGACCAUUUCUUCUCCCAAGUUAAGCAUUUCUUUUGGGAAGAUCCGAAACUAUUCAAGUAUUGCCAGGACCAAAUCAUCCGGCGAUGCAUUCCCAAAACUGAGACCACUAGCAUUCUAAAUUUUUGUCAUACUCUUGCUUGUGCGGUAGAUUAUGUUUCCAAAUGGGUUGAAGCAGAGGCUACCAGAACCGAUGAUCAUAAAGUUGUGAUCCAAUUCAUUCAAUCCAACAUCUUUAGUCGUUUUGGUACGCCCCAAGCAAUCAUCAGUGACGGUGGAUCUCAUUUUCGAAAUCGUUACCUUAAAUCCGUCCUCUCUAAGUACUCCGUCCUUCACAAGGUUGCCACACCUUACCAUCCUCAAACGAGUGGUCAAGUGAAAGUGUUUGACAAAAGUCCUGAACCAAAUUUUUUCAUUCCCAUGGCUCAUAGGGUUAUUUCCAAGCAUGCUAGGUCAUUUGAGGGCCCUUCUAAUGCUCCUCCACCCCCAAAUUGGGUUGAAUGGCCAAUUGAAACCGAAGCUCGUUUUGACAUUACACCUACUUUCGAGAGCCAUGUGGAUACCACAUGGUUCGUCCACGAAUUGAGGGCUCGUGGCCUAUCGUCUAUUUUCAAACUGCGCGCUCAUUCUUACUUCCCGCGUGUGGUCCGUCUGUUCUAUGCCAACAUGGUCCAUUCAUGUGAGGAACUGGACAAAAUCAAAACCACCAUUGAUACUAUGAUUAUGAAUUCGACCUCGAUGACCUUGCUAUGGCUAUGGAUUGCCCCUUGA
Messenger RNA from Cornus florida, 1371 nucleotides. RefSeq lists its product as uncharacterized. The transcript has 5 exons. Gene Ontology annotation, molecular function: nucleic acid binding. Gene Ontology annotation, biological process: DNA integration. Bases 1 to 1371 code for a protein of 456 amino acids. The record is from RefSeq and is a predicted model, not a curated record. NCBI's taxonomy places the organism in Eukaryota, Viridiplantae, Streptophyta, Magnoliopsida, Cornales, Cornaceae.